AUGGAAUAUGGGAUCUGGAGUUUUCACGCCGCGGGUGAACUUUGGGGUGACCCGCGUCUCGCCCGAAGGCACCCGAUUCUACCACCAAGUGCGACGCAGUUGCUACCGAGGGCCGCGUUCGCCCUGAGCGGCCUCCACCGACCGGACAUGGUGCCGUUGCCGUUGACUUCCGCCGGGCCGCCGUACGGACCUAUGGAACUAGUUACGAAACGGGAAACAGGCGAACAGGAUACCGAGAAGAACGAGGAGAAGGAAGAGGAGAAACUGGACGACAACGAAGGGAACAUCGAACCAGCGGACGAGAAUGAUAAUCAGACUUCCACGCCGAAAGAAACUAACGACAACGAGGACGCCGGCGAGGAAAGCGACACCGGAAGUACAAACAGCUCGCAUCGCUCGGCCAACAAUAAUUUAUCCACGAAGCUGCUCGACCCCAUGGCCUAUCUGACUUUCGACAAGGAUGGAACAGUUACACCGGUUCUGAAUGGCUGGGUCCUCGGUGCUUACACCGCCAUGCUUGGAAGGCUUUCGGCAGCGACCGCGGCCCUCGAAGCUACAGAAAUCCCAAACAUCCCGUCUGACAGCGACUCCGAGAGCGAGCAUUCGUCUUACACCGAGAAAUCCCGAGGCAGCAGCCCGAACGUGAGCAAUGCACACCGCGGUUAUUCCUGUGGUUCCUGCGACGUGGUUGCGCCGACGAGGCCAGCUUUGCGGAAGCAUAUUGUCGAUUGUCAUCCGCCAGUAGCCAGCGCGGAAACUGGGGAAACGAAAAGUUGUCCGUCCUCGGGCUGUGAUUUCACCACGAACAGCAGAUGUGAGAUGGAAACUCAUGUAGCUGCGCACGUGGCACAAGGGAUGACACCCACAGGAAAGAAGCGUACACUAGCUUUGCAACGCGUCAGAUAUGAAAGGGAGGAGUAUCGGUGCUCGUUGUGCUCGUACGCGUGCACCAUCGAGAAGGCGUUCCAGAGGCAUUUGAGAGCACACGCGAAGGGCACAGCGCCGGAAACAAGGGUGAGCUGCGCUGUCUGCGGCGCGGACAGGUCGUCGGAAGUGGAUCUGAGCAGGCACAUGAGAAGGCAUCGCGACGACCGAUACUUCUGCUGCGACAUUUGCAUCUUUCGCACGGUGCAGUUGAAAAAGCUCAUCCAACAUCGACGAAUGCACACGGGCGAGAAGCCGCACCUUUGUCCACACUGCGCCUACAGGAGUGCACGUCGUGACAAUCUACGUAGCCACGUAAGACGAGUGCACAAAAAGGAGAAUUUAUAUUGCGACACGUUCAGCCCGCGGGGCAUGCUGUUGACACCCACGAUCGGGAGAGACAGCCCUCUGGUACAGAGCCCGGAAUCCUCGCCGUCAUCGAACUCGGAAUCCACGAACUAG
Heterotrigona itama is the source of this 1386-nucleotide messenger RNA. Lineage: Eukaryota; Metazoa; Arthropoda; Insecta; Hymenoptera; Apidae. The record is from the annotation of a GenBank genome assembly.